Magnolia sinica is the source of this 1848-nucleotide messenger RNA. Its product is annotated as methylmalonate-semialdehyde dehydrogenase [acylating], mitochondrial-like. Lineage: Eukaryota; Viridiplantae; Streptophyta; Magnoliopsida; Magnoliales; Magnoliaceae. Gene Ontology annotation, biological process: thymine catabolic process; L-valine catabolic process. Gene Ontology annotation, cellular component: mitochondrion. Gene Ontology annotation, molecular function: methylmalonate-semialdehyde dehydrogenase (acylating, NAD+) activity; malonate-semialdehyde dehydrogenase (acetylating, [NAD(P)+]) activity. The transcript is spliced from 19 exons. Bases 116 to 1735 code for a protein of 539 amino acids. The record is from RefSeq and is a predicted model, not a curated record.
AGUGACUUUCUCUCAAGUUAUGAUACAGCUGCCGUGUCUUUUUUCUUGAUGUGAAUCGUCUCCGUCUCUCGCAUUCUUCGGUCUUCACGCAGAGGUUUCAUUUCAAAACUGGAAAAUGCUGGCAUUUUCUCUAUCGAAAGCAAGAAGAGGCAUCCAGCCAUGGAAAUCACAGGCUUGCGCUUUAGGAAUCUUCCGCUUCUCCACCGCCACCGAUGCAUCGCCCAGUCACCGAUCCUCUCCGCUGAGGGUUCGGAAUCUCAUUGGAGGAGAGUUUGUGGAUUCGCAAUCAAAUACCACGAUCGAUGUUUUAAACCCUGCAACACAAGAAGUUGUUUCUCAAAUACCAUUAACUACCAAUGAAGAAUUCAAAGCUGCUGUGAGUGCGGCGAAACGGGCUUUUCCUUCAUGGAGGAAUACACCUGUCACUGCUCGCCAACGUGUCAUGUUCAAGCUCCAAGAACUCAUACGUAGAGACAUGGAUAAACUUGCCAUGAAUAUAACUAUUGAACAGGGGAAAACAUUACGUGAUGCCCAGGGUGAUGUAUUCCGUGGGUUAGAGGUGGUGGAACAUGCUUGUGGAAUGGCUAGUCUGCAAAUGGGGGAAUUUGUUUCCAAUGUAUCAAGUGGCAUUGAUACAUAUAGCGUUAGGGAACCUCUUGGUGUUUGUGCAGGGAUAUGUCCAUUCAAUUUUCCUGCUAUGAUCCCCUUAUGGAUGUUCCCAAUGGCAGUGACAUGUGGCAAUACAUUUAUUUUAAAGCCAUCAGAGAAAGAUCCAGGAGCUUCUAUGAUUCUUGCAGAGCUGGCAAUGGAGGCUGGUUUACCUGCUGGUGUCUUAAAUAUCGUUCAUGGCACCAAUGACAUUGUCAAUAAUAUAUGUGAUGACGGCGAUAUUAAGGCUAUAUCAUUCGUUGGUUCAAAUACUGCUGGAAUGCACAUUUAUGCUAGAGCAGCAGCUAAGGGGAAACGCGUUCAGUCAAACAUGGGUGCAAAAAACCAUGCGAUCAUCAUGCCUGAUGCAAGUCUGGAUGCUACUUUGAAUGCUCUGGUUGCUGCUGGUUUUGGUGCCGCUGGGCAAAGAUGCAUGGCACUCAGCACAGCCGUUUUUGUUGGAGGCUCAAAAUCAUGGGAGGAGCGACUCGUUGAGCGUGCACAAGCACUUAAGGUAAGUGCUGGAAUUGAGCCUGGUGCAGACCUUGGUCCAGUGAUCAGCAAACAGGCAAGGGACCGCAUUUGCAGAUUGAUCCAAAGUGGUGUCGAAAAUGGUGCUAGGCUUGUGCUUGAUGGGAGACAUUGUGUGGUCCCUGGCUAUGAGGAUGGCAACUUUGUUGGCCCCACUGUCUUAGCUGACGUCACAAGCAACAUGGAGUGUUACGAGGAGGAAAUAUUCGGUCCAGUUCUCCUUUGCAUGCAGGCUGACACCCUGGAAGAGGCCAUUGACAUUGUCAACAGAAAUAAAUAUGGCAAUGGAGCAUCAAUAUUUACCACAUCGGGUGUAGCUGCCAGGAAAUUCCAGAAUGAGAUCGAAGCAGGCCAGGUUGGCAUUAACGUCCCAAUUCCAGUUCCAUUGCCCUUCUUCUCAUUCACUGGCUCAAAGGCAUCUUUUGCAGGUGAUCUGAAUUUCUAUGGUAAGGCUGGUGUACAGUUCUACACUCAGAUCAAGACAGUCACUCAACAAUGGAAGGAUUUACCAGGGCAGGGAGCAUCGUUGGCGAUGCCCACAUCACAGAAAGCAUAAUCGAAACGCAUUACACAUGUUUGAUCAGUGUUCCUAUGCUUGUGGGCCCAAUAAAUAAAAUGUAUGAACAGAUCAAAUAGCAAUGCAAUGGCUCUGUCUGGGCAUGUCUUUUA